UCUAGUGAAGAGUUUUGAUCGACCUGACAAUUGAUAGAAAAGGUAUGUACCUAUACCAUGAUGUCUUUCAUUUAUCAGUAGCGAUUCACUGUCGAGCUUGAAUGUCUUUUCUCGUGCUAGUAGUGUCCAUAUUAGCCGACCCUUUAGCAUUCGCAUCUACCAUGUGGCUGAAGCCCGGAUGGCUUUUUUCCCUUGGGUCGGCAGACGUGUACCUAUAUAAACAUCUAAAUUACACGCGAGUCAAAGUAGGUGAUCAUUGUAAAGGAGACCAGAGCAGUCUUCCUUUUCGCUGGCAUGCAUGUUUAGGUGCACGUGAUUACAGACAGAAACGCCAGGGUUAGGGACGAUAUAAUGAACCUAAUGGCAAAUUCUCAUAUUAUCCUUAUAUCGUCAUC
Molecule: messenger RNA, 395 nt
Organism: Annulohypoxylon maeteangense
Lineage: Eukaryota; Fungi; Ascomycota; Sordariomycetes; Xylariales; Hypoxylaceae
Exons: 1
Coding region: 102-341 (79 amino acids)
Source: RefSeq, a predicted model, not a curated record